Molecule: messenger RNA, 654 nt
Organism: Lycium barbarum (goji berry)
Lineage: Eukaryota; Viridiplantae; Streptophyta; Magnoliopsida; Solanales; Solanaceae
Product: germin-like protein subfamily 1 member 7
Exons: 5
Coding region: 1-654 (217 amino acids)
Cellular component (GO): cell wall
Molecular function (GO): manganese ion binding
Source: RefSeq, a predicted model, not a curated record
AUGAGCAUGUGCUGGUUCAUUACAACUUUAGCCAUUGCUACUUUCUUUCCCCCCACUGCUUAUGCUUAUGAUAGCAACCCUCUACAGGACAUAUGUGUUGCAGUUAACGACUCUAAGGCUUCAGCUUCAUUUUACUUCACCUAUGCAGUUUUCGUGAAUGGAAAGAUUUGCAAAGACCCAAAGCUUGUAAAAGUAGAUGAUUUCUUUGCUUCAGGUCUUAAUGUUAGUGGAAUUGUAGUGCCCGGGUUUGGCUUUUUUGUUCCCGGUGCUGCAAACUUCUUUAAAAAUCAUCUUUUCUCCAAAAUCUUGAAUCCUGGAGAUGUAUUUGUGUUCCCGAAAGGUCUUAUUCACUUCCAGUAUAAUGUGGGACACAAAAAAGCUACUGUGCUUGUCUUUUUCAACGGUCAAAAUCCUGGACUUAUCACGAUUCCUGGUUCAAUCCUUACUUCAGAACCGACUGUUCCGGACAACAUUCUUGCCAAAGGCUUCCAACUUACUAGGACACAGAUUUCAGAAGCACCAAUGCGCUCCUGGUUGAUUUUAUGGGACCAGGGAGAAUUAAUCUCAGAGUACACAUCAGUAUUGAUAGGUCUUAACCUUGGUGAGCUCAGUGAUCUUGCUUUUGCUCUUGCUGCUUCAGUUGCUGCCGUGUAG